Molecule: messenger RNA, 2022 nt
Organism: Closterium sp. NIES-65
Lineage: Eukaryota; Viridiplantae; Streptophyta; Zygnematophyceae; Desmidiales; Closteriaceae
Source: the annotation of a GenBank genome assembly
AUGGCUACCCCUAGUGUCCUCGCUUUUGACGCUGAGGGUCGAGCCAUUGACUUUGACGACUGGGUAGAUGACGUGCAGCUGUUUUUACAGUGUGAUAGGGCAGACUGUCUCUCACUCUUUGACCUCACCUCUGGCGCCUCUCCUGCCCCUGCUGCUGAUGCUGACGCCACUGUUCGCUCCCAGUGGGCCACGCGCGACGCUGCUGCACGUCUUGCUGUGCGUCGCCACCUCCCUACCUCCGAGCGUGCGCACUUUAGUCAGUACAAGAGUGCUCAGACCUUCUACGACGCUGUAGUUGCGCGCUACUCCUCCCCUGCCACUGCUGCACUGAGCCGUCUCAUGCUACCGUACCUCUUCCCUGACCUUGCUGCCUUUCCCACAGUCGCUGACCUCAUUACGCACCUCCGCACUAGUGACACUCGCUACCGCGCUGCGCUUCAUGCUGACUUCUGCGCCAAGAACCCCCCCCCAAUGUACAUCACUCUCUACUACAUAGGGCUGGGAGCAACUCACCUGGCUGGUGGGGGUGCUGGGAGCAACUCACCUUGCUGGUGGGGGUGCUGGGAGCAACUCACCUGGCUGGUGGGGGUGCUGGGAGAAACUCACCUGGCUGGUGGGGGUGCUGGGAGCAACUCACCUGGCUGGUGGGGGUGCUGGGAGCAACUCACCUGGCUGGUGGGGGUGCUGGGAGCAACUCACCUGGCUGGUGGGGGUGCUGGGAGCAACUCACCUGGCUGGUGGGGGUGCUGGGAGAAACUCACCUGGCUGGUGGGGGUGCUGGGAGCAACUCACCUGGCUGGUGGGGGUGCUGGGAGCAACUCACCUGGCUGGUGGGGGUGCUGGGAGCAACUCACCUGGCUGGUGGGGGUGCUGGGAGCAACUCACCUGGCUGGUGGGGGUGCUGGAAGCAACUCACCUGGCUGGUGGGGGUGCUGGGAGCAACUCACCUGGCUGGUGGGGGUGCUGGGAGCAACUCACCUGGCUGGUGGGGGUGCUGGGAGCAACUCACCUGGCUGGUGGGGGUGCUGGGAGCAACUCACCUGGCUGGUGGGGGUGCUGGGAGCAACUCACCUGGCUGGUGGGGUGCUGGGAGCAACUCACCUGGCUGGUGGGGUGCUGGGAGCAACUCACCUGGCUGGUGGGGGUGCUGGGAGCAACUCACCUGGCUGGUGGGGGUGCUGGGAGCAACUCACCUGGCUGGUGGGGGUGCUGGGAGCAACUCACCUGGCUGGUGGGGGUGCUGGGAGCAACUCACCUGGCAGAUUCCAUCUCCUUCUCCCAGAUUCCACCCCCUUCUCCCAGAUUCCAUCCCCUUCUCUCAGAUUCCAUCCCCUUCUCCCUGAUUCCAUCCCCUUCUCCCAGAUUCCAUCCCCUUCUCCCAGAUUCCAUCCCCUUCUUCCAGAUUCCAUCCCCUUCUCCCAGAUUCCAUCCCCUUCUCCCCGAUUCCAUCCCCUUCUCCCUGAUUCCAUCCCCUUCUCCCAGAUUCCAACCCCUUCUCCCAGAUUCCAUCCCCUCCUCCCAGAUUCCAUCCCCUUCUCCCCGAUUCCACCCCCUUCUCCCAGAUUCCAUCCCCUUCUCCCUGAUUCCAUCCCCUUCUCCCUGAUUCCAUCCCCUUCUCCCAGAUUCCAUCCCCUUCUCCCAGAUUCCAUCCCCUUCUCCCAGAUUCCAUCCCCUUCUCCCAGAUUCCAUCCCCUUCUCCCAGAUUCCAUCCCCUUCUCCCAGAUUCCAUCCCCUUCUCCCAGAUUCCAUCCCCUUCUCCCAGAUUCCAUCCCCUUCUCCCAGAUUCCAUCCCCUUCUCCCAAAUUCCAUCCCGUUUUCCCAGAUUCUAUCCCGUUCUCCCAGAUUCCAUCCCCUUCUCCCAUAUUCCAUCCCCUUCUCCCAGAUUCCAUCCCCUUCUCCCAGAUUCCAUCCCCUUCUCCUAGAUUCCAUCCCCUUCUCCCAGAUUCCAUCCCCUUCUCCCAGAUUCCAUCCCCUUCUUCCAGAUUCCAUCCCCUUCUCCGUGAUUCCAUCCCCUUCUCCUAG